UUACAAGGUGACAAUUCAACCUGAUUCAUUUAACAACAUCGGCAACUAUUCACACUCUUUGGAGGAACCAAACCGAACCAAUGUCUGCUUCUGAAUCCGUUGUUCAUGUGGCUUUCCUCCCAAGUGCUGGCAUGGGACACCUUAACCCAUGUCUGAGGAUACCAACACUGUUCCUCCGCCAUGGCUGCAAAGCCACUCUCAUCACUCCCAAGCCCACUGUUUCCAUCGCAGAGUCUAACCUCAUCUCUCGCUUCUGUUCCUCUUGCCCUCACCAAGUAACCCAAAUUGACUUAAACCUCAUCACUCUGGAUCCAGCCACGGUUAACACCGACGACCCUUUUUUCAUUCAGUUCGACACCAUUCGUCGUUCCGUACACCUUCUAUCUCCGAUCUUUUCUUCACUCUCCACACCUCUCACUGCUUUCAUCUACGAUGUUACCUUCAUCUCCCCUCUUCUUCCAAUCACCGACAAACUCUCAUGCCCCUCUUACAUCUACUUCACUUCAGCAUCUAGAAUGCUCUCUUUCUUCGCACACUAUCACGUCCUCGCUGCUUCCAAUACGGACCCUCACCCUCACCCUUCUUCGUUCAUAGGUGAUGAGGUGAAAAUCCCGGGGUUGGCAUUGCCAAUACCGAGAUCCUCGGUUCCCGGUUUGCUUCUUCAGCCUUGUAAGAACUUCUUUCAGAGUCUCUUCAUGGAGGACAGCUGCAAACUCGUGAAGCUUGAUGGGGUUUUCAUCAACUCGUUUGAGGAGUUUGAAGGAGAGGCACUAGCGGCACUCAAUGGAGGGAAAGUGGUUAAAGGGUUGCCUCCAGUGUACGGUGUUGGUCCGUUAAUGGCGUGUGAGUUUGAGAAUGAGGAACAAGGUCAAAGGGGUUGCAUGGGUUCGAUAUUGGAGUGGCUUGAUGGAAAAAGUGAAGGGUCGGUGGUGUAUGUUAGUUUGGGGAGCAGAACUGAGACGAGGAGGGAGCAGAUAAAAGACAUGGCUUUGGGGUUGAUAGAAAGUGGGUAUAGCUUUUUGUGGGUGGUCAAGUUGAAGAGGGUUGAUAGAGAAGAGGAGGAGGGUUUGGAGGAUGUGUUGGGGAGUGAGUUGAUGAAUAAGGUGAAGGAAAAGGGUGUGGUUGUGAAGGAGUUUGUGGAUCAGAUGGGGAUUCUGGGUCACCCUUCAGUGGGGGGGUUUGUGAAUCAUGGAGGGUGGAACUCAAUAAUUGAGAGUGUGUGGCAAGGGGUGCCUAUUAUGACAUGGCCUCACCAUGGUGAUCAGAAGAUAACAUCAGAGGCAGUGAGAAUGAGUGGUGUGGGGAUUUGGCCUCAGGAGUGGGGCUGGGGGACACAAGAGGUGGUCAAAGCCAAAGAGAUUGCUAACAGAAUCAAAGAAUUGAUGGGGAAUGAAUCUUUUAGGGUCAAAGUUGCAGAAAUGAAGGAGGCUGCUAGGAGGGCUGCUGGUGUCGGUGGGAGUUGUGAGGCUAUUGUUCAGAGACAAAUUGAGGAGUGGAAGAAAAAUGCUCAAUCUACCUAGGCAUUUAGAGUAUUUAGCUACUGACAAAGGCUACUUAGUUAAUUUGUUGUUCUGUUGUUUGUGGUUAGAUUUUCAAUUGGUAGAGUUUUGUUGGGUGUUAUUAUUUCGUUACAAUAAGUUUAGUGAGCAGGGUUUGGAAAUCGAGGUUAUUAUUCAGAGAUAAAUUGAGAACAAUGUUCAAUCUACCUAUAAUUAUCAA
Molecule: messenger RNA, 1719 nt
Organism: Cajanus cajan (pigeon pea)
Lineage: Eukaryota; Viridiplantae; Streptophyta; Magnoliopsida; Fabales; Fabaceae
Product: UDP-glycosyltransferase 708D1
Molecular function (GO): UDP-glucosyltransferase activity
Source: RefSeq, a predicted model, not a curated record